UCAGUGGUUAUAUUGACAGACACCUGCCGGAAAUCCACGGCGUAAGACUGCCGAGGUUUUCUAUCUUAUGUACCUAUAUUGUUGUCAUGUGUUGGUCAGUGGUGUAAAAGACAGCGGACUCGCAGAUUCUAAAAUGCCAGCAAAUUUGCCACUGAUUACUGACAUUUCCCAGAGAUGUCAAACCAUGAAGUAACUGUAGCAAGGACCUUGUCAACGCAGAGUCAUACAUUUAGUAUAUGCACUACACAAAACGAAGGAACUGUAGGUAUACUAAAGUCAGAGGUACACACAGACCGAUCCAGAUGCUUUGAUGAAAUGCACCACAGAGAGAAGGGGGCGGAUACAAUCAUGGAAGGGGCGGGACUAACAGGAAUUAAGGCGGAGUCUAAGGCAGGAGGUUUGAGGAAGGAGAGGCAGAAGAGAGCGAGGUACUUGCCUGACACGGUUCCGCUUCAGUUACCGCCCUGCAGAAUCUGUGGAAAACCAGCCUCGGGAAUUCAUUACGGUGUUAAUUCGUGCGAAGCGUGCAAGAUUCAGGAGGAGGAAUCAUCAGACUGUUGUUGUCAUCUGUCAAUAUCUGAUUACUUGUAGACUCAGGAGGAGGAAUCAUCAGACUGUUGUUGUCAUCUGUCAAUAUCUGAUUACUUGUAGACUCAGGAGGAGGAAUCAUCAGACUGUUGUUGUCAUCUGUCAAUAUCUGAUUACUUGUAGACUCAGGAGGAGGAAUCAUCAGACUGUUGUUGUCAUGUGUCAAUAUCUGAUUACUUGUAGACUCAGGAGUCAUCAGACUGUUGUUGUCAUGUGUCAAUAUCUGAUUACUUGUAGAUUCAGGAGGAGGAAUCAUCAGACUGUUGUUGUCAUGUGUAUAAUAUUAAAUUAUAAAUUUAUAAAUCAGCAUUACAGUAUAAUAUUCAGAAUUAAAUUCAUAAAUCGGCAUUACAGUAUGAUAUUGAAUUAAAUUCAUAAAUCGGCAUUACAGUAUGAUAUUGAAUUAAAUUCAUAAAUCGGCAUUAGAGUAUAAUAUUGAAUUAAAUUCAUAAAUCGGCAUUACGGUAUAAUAUUGAAUUAAAUUCAUAAAUCGGAAUUACAGUAUAAUAGUUUAAAAAAUAUUUUUUUAGUUUAUUUAUUUAGGAAUAUGCACGUAUACAAUAUAAAUACAAGACAAUAUCACAGAGGAACACAUAGUUAAAACAAAAGUUGUUGUUGAAUACAUAAGAUAAAACUUAAGGGUAAAUCUUAACAGCUAUUUCACUUUAAGAGCAUAGUGGAUAAAUUAAUGUAUAUAUGCCUAUGCCAAGGAAAACCCAUGAAAGCCAUAUGGCUUAUUUCCAAUGAGGUCCUUCUAAUAUUGAAUUAGAAUUAGAAUCUGAUAUUGAAUUAAAUUCAUAAAUCAGCAUUACAGUAUAUGUAUUGAAUUAGAUAUCUGCAUUUCGAUAUAUUACUGUCGUUGCCAGGGUUUUUUCCGUCGUUCUAUGAAGAGAGGUGAGGCCUACAAGUGUACAAAGGGAGGGAACUGCGUUGUAGGACAGAAUCAGACAGGUUUAGCGUGUUCGGGAUGUCGCCUUCAGAAGUGUGUCCGUCUCGGAAUGUCGAAAGAAGGAAUUCGUCAGGGACGAUAUACACUUCAGGAAAGAACAUCGACUAUUAUGGAAGUGAGAAAAUUAAAGGAGGAAGAAGAUUUAACCGAAAACAGCAAAGAACACCAAUCAUGCAAUUCUGUGAAGUGUGAGGCGGAGUUACCCCCCUUGAAGAAUUACUACUGGCCUUUACUUAGUGAACCGUCCAGAUCAGAUUCCGGUUUAUCUGGAUCUCAUUAUCCAUGCACAUCCUCCUCCAGUUCCAACUCACUCCUAAUUCAUCAGCAACAUUCAUUUACAGAAUUUUCACAGUCUCAAACGGGCAGCUUAGACCCAGAUAACCCAUCGCUCAGUUCCAGUUUUGUAUCCUCACUAGAAUCAAGCUCAGAAACUCACUCCCACCAUUCCAUUCCACAUUCUUCAUCUGCAGGAGCCUGCCAGAAUACCCCUGCUGCUGUCGAGCGGACAUUUCCCGUGAUAACUGGCAAUGUGUCGGAGGAGUCGGUGUUACUGUACAUCGAGAGUCUGAUGAUGGGAUAUACCGAGAUGAAACCAUUCACCAAAGAUAUGUCGGAUGAGGAAAUCCACGCCUUACUGCAAGACGGAUUCACAAAGUACAACCAGAAGAUCGAGCUCUUCGGUAACAUGGACCCCUUACCCGCGAAUAUCUACAACGAAAUCUUUAACAUGACGAACAUGGAUAUAGAUGGCAGAACAAAAAUCCUGGAAAUAAUUCGUACAGAACUUGUCACUGUGAUCCACGAAUAUGUUCGGUUCACACAUGGGAUUCCAGCAUUCAAAGAACUGCAUCCCAAUGACCAGGCUUCACUUUUGAAGGCGGCUAGACUUGAAUUUUUCUUGAUGCUUAGUUACCGAACCCUGGACCCGGAAACGGGCAUGAUGAUCUCGUACACAGGACACGUUCUUCCCAUCAGGCAGUUCUGUGCCUAUGCCCCGGAGGACAUGUCGACAUCAUGGCUGGAAGUCUCACGGGACAUACGUCGACUGCAUCUCCAUCCCAAGGAACAUGCCGCCAUGUUGGCGAUCUGUUUGACUUUCACAGAUCGCUGUUCACUUCAGAACCCGGGGGCUGUUGAGAGGAUUCAGACUGACCUACUUGAGGUCCUGCAGUAUUUGCUGAGGGAGAGGUACCGUGAGGGGUGUGGCCGGCAGCUGGCCAAAAUCAUGGACGUCUUUGUCAAACUGCGAGGCCUGAACGAGGAGUUCCUGAUGGUUUAUCAGAAGAUUUGUCAAGACCGCUUCCUUAUCGAGCAACUGCCAGAAUUAUUACAAUUCUUAUUCGAUGAAUAAUAAAACCGGUUCCUUAUUGGGUAAUAACCAGAAUUAUUACAAUUCUUAGUCAAUGAAUAUUAAGACCGGUUCCUUAUUGGGUAAUUACCAGAAUUAUUACAAUUCUUAUUCAAUGAAUAAUAAGACCGGUUCCUUAUCGGGUAAUUACCAGAAUUAUUACAAUUCUUAUUCAAUGAAUAAUAAGACUGGUUCCUUAUCGGGUAAUUACCAGAAUUAUUACAAUUCUUAUUCAAUGAAUAUUAAGACCGGUUCCUUAUCGGGUAAUAACCAGAAAUAUUACAAUUCUUAUUCAAUGAAUAAUAAGACCGGUUUCCUAUCGGGUAAUUACCAGAAUGAUUACAAUUCUUAUUCAAUGAAUAAUAAGACCGGUUUCCUAUCGGGUAAUUACCAGAAUUAUUACAAUUCUUAUUCAAUGAAUAAUAAAAGGUCAAAUGCAA
This is a messenger RNA of Ostrea edulis (European flat oyster), 3325 nucleotides long. RefSeq names its product vitamin D3 receptor-like. Gene Ontology annotation, biological process: regulation of transcription by RNA polymerase II. The transcript is spliced from 7 exons. The record is from RefSeq and is a predicted model, not a curated record. Bases 1473 to 2888 code for a protein of 471 amino acids. Gene Ontology annotation, molecular function: RNA polymerase II cis-regulatory region sequence-specific DNA binding; zinc ion binding; nuclear receptor activity. NCBI's taxonomy places the organism in Eukaryota, Metazoa, Mollusca, Bivalvia, Ostreida, Ostreidae. Gene Ontology annotation, cellular component: nucleus.